UUAUAUUCCGAUAAUAACAAUGGCGGAAUGGUUAGUGGGUGGGGUAUGAUAUGACUUGAUGUUUCAGAAUAAGAACCACUGUGUUUCAAAAUAAGAACCACUGCGCUUGUCGCACACAUGUGGAAGUGCUAGAAUGAUUUCCGAUACUAUGUCCGGAGUCAGAUGCGGGGUAUUGCUUUUGUGAAUCACUCAGUUUGUGUAUGUGCGUGCUUAUUGAGCUAGUAUUGAAUGUUCGUGCUAAUACAUUCAUGUACUUAGACGGUCCCGAAAAGAGACACGAGUGUUGUUUUGUUGUGUUUACUCAUUAUUGCACUGGACUGUAUCAUGCAAGAACUCGUGUUAUGACGGGAUGACGAUAUUAAAUGACUGUCGUUCACGUGCAAAGAAACACAGGGAGUAAACAAAGAAAAUACGUCAAUUCCAGUGGUAAUCGACUUAAAAAUAAAUUGGACUACGUUGACUGUGGCAUAUAUGUUUCAAUGGCAACCACCGUCCAAUGCGUUCGUCAAGUAGUUUAAAAAGCGAAAGGAAGCAUGAAGUCUAAGCUAAUGAAGCGACAGAACAUCCGGACCUUGUCUCUCAUAGUGUGCACGUUUACGUAUCUACUGGUAGGGGCGGCCAUAUUUGAUGCUCUAGAGUCGAAAGAAGAGGUACGUCGGCGCGACACACUGUUGGAGGAAGAAAUGCGGCUACGUAACCGCUACAACAUCAGUGACAGCGACUUCAACUACUUGCGUCGGAACGUGGAACGUACCGUGUCUUAUUACGCAGGCAUUCAGUGGAAAUUUAGCGGCUCAUUUUAUUUUGCACUCACCGUCGUUGCGGCCAUAGGGUAUGGUCACAGCACGCCGCAGACGACCGCGGGUAAGAUCUUCUGCAUGAUCUAUGCUCUGGCAGGCAUUCCGCUGUGCAUCAUCAUGUUCCAGAGCGUAGGCGAGCGUCUCAACGUCUUCAUUACGUACGCGUUGAAACAGAUGAGAAAAUGUUUAAAGUUGCAAAACCACGAGGUGUCUCAAACCCACGUUAUUCUCGUAACGACACAACUUUCAGUUCUCGUACUCACCGUCGGUGCUUUGAUGUUCGCUCACUACGAGAAAUGGCGUUACCUAGAGGCGUUCUAUUACUGCUUCGUCACGUUGACGACCAUCGGUUUCGGCGACUACGUGGCGCUGCAAAAGAACCAAGCGCUCGAGAAAGAUCCGCAGUACGUCGCGUUCAGUAUUGUUUUCAUUUUGUUCGGACUCACAGUGAUUUCUGCCGCCAUGAACUUACUCGUGCUCCGGUUUUUGACGAUGAACACUGUGGAUGAGCGUCGAGACGAACUUGAGGCUGCCGUGGCAGCCCAGAAUGCAAUUUACUUGGAUGGUGACGUCAUCACCUCGAAUGGGAAUGUGCACGUGGUCUCAAAUGCUCAAGAACGUGCACCUGCUGGCAUGCGCAGUGAUGUCGUUUCCGUUUGCUCUUGCUCGUGCUACAAAUGGCGGUCGAAUCAUAGGGAACAAGAGGAUCGACACAGGAGGAGCGAGAUUUUUACCACCUCCGUUAAGAGUAGCCAUGACAACACGGCUCUUGAUGAUAGCAGUGACGAACGUGACGCAUUUCUGCAGUAUCACUCGAAACGAAGCUCGCUAUAAAGCUUUGAAAAUCGAGUUUCGAUGUUAAGCUACAGAUACAGUGUAGUCGUUAAUAAGUACUAUUUUGCCCUGUACCUGAAAUGUAUUAGCUAAAUAAACUUAUACACUUCUGUAACGUUAGAAUGCAUAAAUACGUAAAUAAAUUAAGUAUAUGUUUAGAAAAUUGUAUAUAUAAAUAACAAGACUAUUGCCAAGCAAUAAAAGUCCCCUACCGGCUCCACCAUUAUCAGAAAUUACACCAUUGUCAGAAUAUUUUUUUAUUUGUUGCCAUAGCAACCAGAAUUUUUGACGUAGGAACAAGAUGAAAUGACGUGCAUAAUGUCCAUAUUGCCAUCUAUCCAUGUUCCAAGUUUCAUGAAAAAAUAUUGAGAACUUUUAAAGUUGUCGCAGGAUCCAGAAAACCACCAUUUUCAGCAGUAUUUCUAGUCUAUUUGUUGUCAUAGCUACCAUAAUUUUUGACGUAGGAACAAAAUGAAAUGACGUGCAUAAUGUCCAUAUUGCCAUCUAUCCAUGUUCCAAGUUUCAUGGAAAAAUAUUAAGAACUUUGAAAGUUAUCGCAGGAUCCAGAAAAGUGUGACGGACGGACAGACGGACGGACUGACAGACGGAGCGCAAACCAUAAGUCCCCUCCGGUGAAACCGGUAGGGGACUAAUAAACUAUAUGCAACAGCAUAAAGACCUCACUGAAGUCUAUGACUGUUUAGUAUCGUGAUGCGAAAGUUAUUAUUAAGAUAUAAUUAGUUCAACAGGUGACUCAAUUAUUUCAGAUGGUAAUUUAAUGACGGAAAACAAUAGGCUAAAUUGGAGUUCGAUAUUCGUUGGUACAAUUUUUUUGCAGAACUAUACAAUGUAGUUCUACCAUUUGACUAAAUAAAUGUAUAAGACUC
Dreissena polymorpha is the source of this 2521-nucleotide messenger RNA. Its product is annotated as two pore potassium channel protein sup-9-like. Gene Ontology annotation, molecular function: potassium ion leak channel activity. Gene Ontology annotation, cellular component: membrane. The transcript has 4 exons. Gene Ontology annotation, biological process: stabilization of membrane potential; potassium ion transmembrane transport. The record is from RefSeq and is a predicted model, not a curated record. Lineage: Eukaryota; Metazoa; Mollusca; Bivalvia; Myida; Dreissenidae. The coding region runs from base 534 to 1634 and encodes 366 amino acids.